Molecule: messenger RNA, 5177 nt
Organism: Lytechinus pictus (painted urchin)
Lineage: Eukaryota; Metazoa; Echinodermata; Echinoidea; Temnopleuroida; Toxopneustidae
Product: solute carrier family 49 member 4 homolog
Exons: 12
Coding region: 196-1818 (540 amino acids)
Biological process (GO): transmembrane transport
Cellular component (GO): membrane; intracellular membrane-bounded organelle
Molecular function (GO): transmembrane transporter activity
Source: RefSeq, a predicted model, not a curated record
AAACUGUUAUGAAAAUAUCAGAGGUCCAUUUAAAGAGAUCAACUGUCCUCUGCCAAAUUACAUUAAUCUUGAGAGGUGUGGAUCAUUUUCCAGAUGUCCUGACUGAAAAUGAUAAUUUUUUAUCAUCAAGUCUACAUGUGUUGUUGAGUGGUUCAAAAGUAACCCAAGUAAACCAACGCAAGUCGCAAGUCAACAAUGUCUGAAAGAAUUAGACACAGACAUAAUGAGGAACAUGAUGAGACUGGACUCUUAACUCAAGACCUUGACCACUCUGCUGAAUCACAUACUCAUUCUAACAAUGGGGCUUUACUUGCAUCCAUGGAGCGCAGUUUGAAUGGAGCCAUUGUACAUCAAGAUGAGGAAGACCUCAAUAAUGUUCUCUUGAGCAGUAGCAGCAGGAGUCACAAGGAAUAUGUAGUUUAUACAGAGAGGUGGUUUAUACUUGCAGUGUUCUCUCUGUUGGCGCUGGUUCAGUCGUGUGGAUGGAAUACUUGGGGACCAAUUGAAAACACUGCCAGUGUUGUAUUGGGAUGGAAGCAGAGUACUUUUGCCCUUCUUGCCAACUGGGGUGCUAUUGUGUAUGUCCUCACUGCAUUCUUCUUUAGCUGGUUGCUACAUGCAAAAGGUCUUCGUGUAGCAGUGUUGCUUGCAGCAGGUGCUCUCGUAUCUGGGAUGGGAAUAAGAUGUCUACCGGUUCCUGUUCAUAGUAUGAUAUGGACAGCUCACAUUGGUCAAGUGAUUAUUGGGCUUUCAGCUCCUAUUCUCAUGGCUGGUGUGACUACUAUCUCUGCUGUAUGGUUUCCUACCAAUGAAAGAACUACUGCCACUGCCAUCUCAUCUACUAUGGCUUACCUUGGAGUAGCAGUAUCAUUUCUUAUUGGACCUCAGAUUGUACCUGAAAUCUUGCCUGUCCACACAAACUUCAGCACAGUCUCCCCUAUUGACAUUGCUGCAGAAGGAGAUGAUAUUCAUGAAAUUAACCCAGCUGAUUAUGACCCAGUUGAAGUUCAACAAUGCCUCAGACAAAUCAAGCUGCUUCUUUUCAUAGAGUUCAUAUGGACCCUUCUUCUGUUGAUAGUAGCAUUAAUCUACUUCCCAUCAGCACCUAUUACACCACCUACUGCUUCAGCUAUUGCUAAGAGAGAAGACAUGAAAGAGGGAUUACUACAAAUUGUUAAAAAGAAAGAGUUCUGGAUUCCAGCCCUGAUAUUCGGUAUGACUACAGGGUGUUUCAAUAGUUGGAACACACAGCUAGUAGCUAUAUUUGACAACAAGGCUGAUCAGUCUGAAUCAAGUUGGAUUGGUUUCUAUUCUAAUUUGGCUGGUGUCAUUGGAGGUAUCAUAUUUGGCAAGUUUGUAGAUCGACUUGGUGGUAAGAUGAAGGCUAUUCUGAUUCUUCUGAUGUUUGGAGCAUGUGGUGGAUUUGUUUGGGUUCUUUUACUAGCCAAUAGUCAUAUUCCAUACAGUACAGUGUAUCUGUAUGCUUCAGUCAUUCUAUUUGCAUUCUUUGUCAACUCUAUGGUACCUAUUAUCUUUGAAGUAACAGCAGAGGGUGCUUUUCCCACAGGAGAAGAAACCAGCUGUAUGUUCAUGACAUGGCUUGCCAAUGUUACUGGUUUGAUCUUCCUUCUACUUCCAAUAUUCAUAUCAAUUUCUUCCUUGACUUGGUUGAACUGGGUUAUGUUAGGAGCCCUUGGAAUGAGUUUAGUGCUGCUACUCUUCUAUAAAGAACAUUACGCCAGAAAGGAAUUUGAUGUUACUCAUCACGAUGACAUUGAGGAAGAGGAGUGUGAUCUUAACCCAACAAUACACACAUAAAUCACCUUCAUUUCACUUAAACUCAACUCGUUCUUAUGCAUUAGGAUAUUUCCCACUGAUAAGCACAUAAAUAAAAAAAAUAUAAGUAAUAAAUGAAAAGUAAUAAUAGCUAUUAUAUAAUGUUUGAUAAUUAUGUAUUAUGUUGAAGUGUUGUAGUUAACUGUUCAUUUCAUGUAAUUAUCAUUUUGCAGUUGAGGCUGGAUUUCACAAUAAUACGUAAUAGAAAUUCAACAAAAUCUAUUUUGGGCCACCUUAGUUUGUCCAUCUUAUAUUUAUUCUCGCAAUAAUCAAAGAACCAUUCCCAAAUCAACUUCAAACUUGGUCCAUGUAUGCAUUUAGGAGUGACGCUGAUCAGAUUAGUUUUGGGCCUUAUUAUGAAGCUUCAGAACAAUAUAUGUCAUUAAAAAAAAUCUUUCAUUGCAUGCAUGUAUUUUCAUGUGUAAAUAGGAAAUAUUUCAUGUGAUCUUGAAAAAAGGUGUUUUUCUUGAGACCUUUUUGUCUCGCCUGCAUAGCAGAGCGAGACUAUAGGCGCCGCUUUUCCGACGGCGGCGGCGUCAACAUCAAAUCUUAACCUAUUAUAUGGACCUAGUUCAUGAAACUUAGACAUAAGGUUAAUCAAGUAUUACUGAACAUCCUGCCUGAGUUUCAGGUCACAUGACCAAGGUCAAAGGUCAUUUAGGGUCAAUGAACUUAGACCAUGUUGGGAAAAUUAUUUUCAAAAUCUUAACCGAAGGUUAAGUUUUUGAAAUGACAUCAUAACUUAGAAAGUAUAUGGACCUAGUUCAUGAAACUUGGGCAUAAGGUUAAUCAAGUAUUAGUGAACAUUCUGCUCGAGUUUCAGGUCAUGUGACCAAGGUCAAAGGUCAUUUAGGGUCAAUGAACUUUGGUCAAGUUGGGGGUAUUUGUUGAAUUACUAUCAUAACUUUGAAAAUGUAUGGAUCUAGUCCAUGAAACUUGGACAUAAGGUUAAUCAAGUAUUAGUGAACAUCCUGCCUGAGUUUCAGGUCACAUGACCAAGGUCAAAGGUCAUUUAGGGUCAAUGAACUUUGGCCAAGUUGGGGGUAUUUGUUGAAUUACCAUCAUAACUUUGAAAAUUUAUAGAUUUAGUUCAUGAAACUUGGACAUUAGGUUAAUCAAGUACCACUGAAUAUCCUGUGCGAGUUUCAGGUCACAUGAUCAUGGUCAAUUGUCAUUUAAGGUCAAUGAACUUUGGCCGUGUUGGGGGUAUAUGUUAAAUUACCAUCCUAGCUCUGAAAGUUUAUGGAUCUAGUUCAUAAAACUUGGACAUAAGAGUAAUCAAGUAUCACUGAACAUCCUGUACGAGUUUCAGGUCACAUGACCAUGGCCAAAGGUCAUUAAAGGUCAAUGAACUUUGGCCGUGUUGGGGGUAUUUGUUGAAUUACCAUCCUAACUGUGAAAGUUUAUGGAUCUAGUUCAUAAAACUGGGAUAUAAGAGUAAUCAAGCAUCACUGAACAUCCCCUGUGAGUUUCAGGUCACAAAACCAAGUCAAAGGUCAGUUAAGGUCAAUAAACUUAGGCCAUGUUGGGGUAAUUGUUGAAGUGCCAUCAUAACUUUGAAAGUUUAUGGAUAGAGUGAAUGAAAUGUGGACAUGGGUGUAGUUGACAGUCUUAAGUCUCCGUUCAAAUGUCAUUUAUGGUUAAUGAACGUGGUAUUAUGUCAUUAUAUGAAUGAUGUUUUUGUGAAUGAUUAUUUUAUAGUAGUUUUCAAAGUUAGCACUGCUGCUAUAUUAAAUUGCGUAAUGCAGGCGAGACUGCCAGAGGCGUUCCACUUGUUGAUUUUUAGCAUUGGUUGGUAAGAAUUUGAAAUAUAUAUUUCCAUUUUCAUCCAGGUUUUAGCCAUUUGAAAGACAAAAAUAGCAUUUUUUCCAUGUUAGUGCUUUCAUUAUUUGAUAUAUUGUGUAUUAUUAGUCUUCUAUUAAUGGAUUUUUUCCACCCCACUUUUUAUUGACUUGAUUUUUGUCUCACCUGCAUAGCAGAGUGAGACUAUAGGCGCCGCUUUUCCGACGGCGGCGGCGACGGCGGCGGCGGCGUCAACACCAAAUCUUAACCUGAGGUUAAGUUUUUGAAAUGACAGCAUAACUUAGAAAGUAUAUGGACCUAGUUCAUGAAACUUGGCCAUAAGGUUAAUCAAGUAUUACUGAACAUCCUGCCUGAGUUUCAUGUCACAUGACCAAGGUCAAAGGUCAUUUAGGGUCAAUGAACUUAGACCAUGUUGGGGGAAUCAACAUCAAAAUCUUAACCUAAGGUUAAGUUUUUGAAAUGUCAUCAUAACUUAGAAAAUAUAUGGACCUAGUUCAUGAAAUUUAUACAUAAGGUUAAUCAAGUAUCACUGAACAUCCUGCAUGAGUUUCACGUCACAUGACCAAGGUCAAAGGUCAUUUAGGGUCAAUGAACUUUGGCCGAAUUGGGGGUAUCUGUUGAAUUACCAUUAUAACUUUGAAAGUUUAUGGAUCUGAUUCAUGAAACUUGGACAUAAUAGUAAUCAAGUAUUACUGAACAUCCUGUGCAAGUUUCAGGUCACAUGAUCAAGGUCAAAGGUCAUUUAGGGUCAAUGAACUUUGGCCAAAUUGGGGUAUUUGUUGAAUUACAGCCAUAAAUUUGAAAGUGUGUUGGUCUAGUUCAUAAAACUUGGACAUAAUAGUAAUCAAGUAUCACUGAACAUCCUGUGCGAGUUUCAGGUCACAUGAUCAAGGUCAAAGGUCACAUGACCAAGGUCAAAGGUCAUGUAAGGUCAAAGAACUUUGGCCACGUUGGGGGUAUUUGUUGAAUUGCCAUCAUAUCUCUAUAAGUGUAUUGGUCUAGUUCAUAAAACGUGGAAAUAAGAGUAACCAAGUAUCACUGAACAUCUUGUGCGAGUUAUAGUAGUUUUCAAAAUCAGCACUGCUGCUAUAUUGAAUCGCGUGAUGCAGGUGAGACGGCCAGAGGCAUUCCGCUUGUUAACAAAUCGAAGUGUGAUGGAUAAAAAUGAUUUUGAGUGUUGUUGUGCUAUAAAUAUGAAAUGGGGCAGUGAUUAUUUGGUGUACUAUUUGGGAUGUAAACCACUAAAUAUAUCAUGUAUUAUAGUUGGAAUUGAAGUAUGCAUUGUGUACAGGUUUUAGAGUUUAUUUUUGCAGUAUUUUUGUUUAUUUUCCUCAUGAACCCAUAGCCAUGAAUUGUAUUUUGCAUUUUUUUUUUGGGGGGGUGCUAGUUGAAUAUUUUUUCCAUUCAUAUUGUCACCCCAUAUUUAGAAUGGCUCAGUAUUCUGGUUUUGGGAAAAAGGAAGAUAUUUUAUGUGAUUAUGUGCUGAUUAAUAUAAUGGUUUUAUUUUGAAUCUCUUAUGUCACUAACUGAAAGUAUUA